Protopolystoma xenopodis is the source of this 324-nucleotide messenger RNA. Lineage: Eukaryota; Metazoa; Platyhelminthes; Monogenea; Polystomatidea; Polystomatidae. The record is from the annotation of a GenBank genome assembly.
AUGCAUCUCUGCAACGGGAACAACGCAGAAGAGAGUAUCGUAACUAAAGGCAUGUCCGAAUCCCAGGGCCUCGUUCAGACAAAGCUCUGCCGGACCCACUCAGCGGCUCCGCCUUGUGGCUGCAGUUGGCCGAGCGCCAAACCCUCGGGGCUUUUGCCUCGAGGUAGCCUCAGGGUCAGUGGCAGUGUUGGCACAAGUCCACAGAAUAGCCCAGCAUGGACUGACAGAUCCCGAGUCGAGUCGGUCGAGAUGCGUGCUAAACGUAGGAGGGUACCGUUCCAAUGCAAGAGAACUCCUCCGAUUCAUCAUUUGGUCAGACAGUAA